Molecule: messenger RNA, 891 nt
Organism: Oryza brachyantha (malo sina)
Lineage: Eukaryota; Viridiplantae; Streptophyta; Magnoliopsida; Poales; Poaceae
Product: ABSCISIC ACID-INSENSITIVE 5-like protein 2
Exons: 3
Coding region: 125-877 (250 amino acids)
Biological process (GO): positive regulation of DNA-templated transcription
Cellular component (GO): nucleus
Molecular function (GO): DNA-binding transcription factor activity
Source: RefSeq, a predicted model, not a curated record
GUCUUGCCAUGCGGGGUCGAUUGGUGUUGCGGCGUAGGUGUUUGAUUGUUUGAUCGUGCGGGGGAGGGUGUGUGUGUGUGUGUGUGCAGCAGGUGGUGAUCACGCGCGAGCGGGUGGGGGGUGGAUGGGAGCUCAGGCAAUGUCGUCGCACCACGGCGGGAGCGGGGGCGUGUCGAGGCAGGGGUCGCUGUGCGGCCUCGCGCUGAGCGAGGUGGAGGGGCAGCUGCACGGGGUGAACCUCGAUGACCUCACCCGCACGGGUGGGGCGGGGGCGGGGAGGAGGACGGUGGACGAGGUGUGGCGGGACAUACAGGGCACGACGGGCAACGGCUUCCUGCGGCCGGCGGCGGGGUCUGCGGGGCAGAUGACGCUCGAGGACUUCCUCUCCAGGACCGGCGCCGUGGCACCCGACGACGCGGACUCGGGGACGGGGAGCGGUGGGUGCGCCGUCGACGGCGCGCGCUGGGGGCACCCGCACCACCACCACGUCGGGCGCCCCGUGCCACGGCCGCUUGGCGUGGGCACCGGCCCGGUGCUGGACGCGCUGUACCAUGACGGCACGGUGUCCGGGCGGAAGCGCGCCCCAGCCGCCGCGGCUGCAGGCGAGGGCGCCGCCGCGGAGAAGACGGUGGAGCGGCGGAAGAAGCGGAUGAUCAAGAACCGCGAGUCGGCGGCGAGGUCGCGCGCCAGGAAGCAGGCAUACACGAACGAGCUGGAGAACAAAAUCUCGCGGCUUGAGGAGGAGAACAAGCGGCUCAGGAUGCACAAGGCCCAUGUCACGAAAUCUGAAGACAGCAUGUACUACUCUGUGUUUCUGCAAGUGGCAACUUCUCCGAAAGGCGAGAUUUAUGCCCUACUUUGCAUUCUGGGAGUAUGAGACGCUUGCCUCAU